UUCCCAUUUUUAGAUUGUAAUAAUAAAAACCAAAUCUCUACAGCCCUCAUCAACCCAACAUAUAUGAACACCAAAUCUCAACACCAGAAAACCCCCACCCCCACCACCAUCACCAUCACUUCUCCACCCUAAAACCACCCCCCUCCUCACUUUCCCACCCCAAUUUUCCCAAGAAAAUUAAGACAAGCUAUACAUAUAGAGAGAGAGAAACCAAAAGCACAUAGAUUUGUAGAGAGAGAGAGAGAGAGAGAGAGAGAGAAGGAGAGGGGGACGGAAGAAAAGGAUGCGAUCCUCCUCCUGGUGGUGGAGGCGGGGAUUGUCAUCUUCCAAUGCUGCUACUGCUUCGAAUUCACAAUCCCCAGUGGAAGAAGGUCGUUAAUGGCCUUGCAAAUGACCUGGCAGCCGAGCCUCCUCCACCACAAACGCAAGAAUGGUCCUCCUCUAGGGUUAAAAAAUAUCGGCAACUCCUGCUAUCUCAACAGCGUCCUUCAGUGCCUCACCUACACUCCUCCUCUCGCCAAUUUCUGCCUCAAAUUCCUCCACUCCUCCUCCUGUGAUUCGGGGGAGCAGGAGAGAAAGCGGGAGUGUCCGUUUUGUAUAUUGGAGAAGCGAAUUGCGAGGUCUUUGAAGGUUGAUCUAACCCUAGAUACGCCUUCCAAGAUGAACAAUUGUUUGAGAGUUUUCGCUGAUCACUUCCGUUGCGGUCGCCAAGAGGACGCUCAUGAGUUUCUUCGGUAUGUGAUUGAUGCUUGCCAUAACGCUUGUCUUCGCCUCAAGAAGUUGCAGCAGCAGCAGCAGCGCCGCAAAGGCGGUGCUAAUGAAGGGUUCAAUGGUAGUACGGUGGUUAUGGAGAUUUUCGGGGGUGCGCUGCAGAGUCAGGUGAAGUGUCUAUCUUGUGGUGCCGAGUCGAACAAGGUCGAUGAGAUCAUGGAUAUCAAUCUUGAUGUUUCGCAUAGCAGUUCUCUCAAAGAAUCUUUGCAGAAGUUUUUUCAGGCUGAGGUUUUGGAUGGAAAUAAUAAAUACAAGUGUGAGAAUUGCAAGAAAUUGGUGUCUGCAAGGAAGCAAAUGUCUUUACUUCAAGCACCUAAUGUCCUUGUGAUCCAACUCAAGAGAUUUGAGGGCAUGUAUGGCGGGAAGAUUGACAAGGCGAUUGCAUUUGAGGAAGUUCUAGUGCUUUCGAGCUACAUGUGUAAAGCAAACCAGGAUCCACAUCCAGAGUAUAACCUAUUUGGUACCAUUGUGCAUUCAGGCUUCUCGCCAGAUUCUGGACACUAUUAUGCAUACAUCAAGGAUGCGAUGGGCCGUUGGUAUUGCUGUAAUGAUUCUUACAUUAAACUUUCAAAUCUGCAAGAAGUUUUGUCAGAGAGGGUUUACAUCCUUUUCUUUUCUCGUACAAAACAAAGGCCAGUACCUACCAACACUGCAUUGGCUUCGAACGGUGUGAAAUCUCAAGAGUGCAAUGGUAGUGAUGCAUCUAAAAGCCAAAAGGUAGCUCAUUCAACAAAAGCAGUGUCUACGAAACAAACUGUUGAUCAUUCUUUUGUACAGGAUAAUUUGACCAGAUCUAAGGUUAAUAAAGCGCUUUCUGGUCCACAGGACAACUUGAGUGGUUUUGGAAAUUCUGCUACUAAAAAGUUUCCCGCAACGGUUAAUGGAAAAAUUGUUAAUA
Molecule: messenger RNA, 1669 nt
Organism: Camellia sinensis
Lineage: Eukaryota; Viridiplantae; Streptophyta; Magnoliopsida; Ericales; Theaceae
Source: RefSeq, a predicted model, not a curated record